CUCUCUCUCUCUUUUUACUCUUUCGCUCUCCCCUCCUUCUGUUGUCCUGCCCACUUUCUCUCCCAUUCUGUCUCUCUGAUAUUACCAUAAGUAACGGUGAACUUUUCACAACUCUUACCCAACAGCAUCCAUUCACAGCACUAACACCAUACUGACUCCAGGAUGCCCCUCGGAGGGGGAAACAGGUGUGGCUGUUGCCAGAAGACCGUGUACUUUGCAGAGGAAGUCCAGUGUGAGGGGAAGUAUUUCCACAAGUCCUGCUUUCUCUGUAUGGUGUGCAGGAAAAAUUUGGACAGCACUACAGUAGCUGUACACGUGGAUGAGAUCUACUGCAAAUCCUGCUAUGGCAAGAAAUAUGGCCCAAAAGGCUAUGGUUAUGGUGGUGGUGCUGGAACCUUGAGUAUGGACUCAGGUGAAGGGCUAGGCAUCAGAACUGUGGAACAAGCACCACAUCAGCCUACCAACAACCCCAAUGCCUCCAAGUUUGCACAGAAGUUUGGCAGCUCGGAUGUGUGCCCUCGCUGUGGCAAAUCUGUUUAUGCAGCAGAGAAAGUGGUGGGAGCUGGUAACGCGUGGCAUAAGAGUUGCUUCAGGUGCGCUAAAUGUGGAAAGAGCCUGGAGUCCACCACACUGGCUGAUAAAGAUGGAGAAAUCUACUGCAAAGGUUGCUAUGCUAAGAAUUUUGGGCCGAAGGGUUUCGGUUUUGGCCAGGGAGCUGGAGCGCUAGCCCAUGCCCAGUAGGAAGAGUAUACAAGAUCAAGAGGAUCUGCUCCAGCUUUCUGCUUUGAUGGCUGCAAACUACACCUACAACGGAGUCUCGCGUGCUUGCAGUUUGCACAUGGAAUUGCUUUUAAACCUUUAACUACUCAUUAAAAAGUGCAGAGCUUUACAUGGACCAAAUUCCAGAAGCAGCAUGACUACACCUUCAUUGAUUCAUUGGUUUUCAUACUGUUUUAUAUCUACUGGGGUUUAAAUUUUCUUAAUGAAUCCUAAUAUAAUGGGAGGUAAACAAACCUUUACAAUUGCACCAAAAGAGCUAAUUCAUUAAGGUGAAUAAAUAAAUAUUGCUUUCCUGUCAGCAUUGAGCCACAGUAAUGGUUUAGGGCAUAUUACCUCACACUAUAUAUAUAUACACACUACAGUUUAUGAUUUAAUGGGACUUGUAUUAAUGGAACUAACAGAAACAUGUUACAUGUCAAACAAUGAAGAAAAUAAUUUGCGAUUACACUAAAAUGAUCCCUGAAAGCUGUUACAACCUUGCCUCACAGAAGAAUGAUAAACAUGUGCAGAUGA
Messenger RNA from Silurus meridionalis, 1293 nucleotides. RefSeq names its product cysteine and glycine-rich protein 1b (gene csrp1b). NCBI's taxonomy places the organism in Eukaryota, Metazoa, Chordata, Actinopteri, Siluriformes, Siluridae. Bases 163 to 741 code for a protein of 192 amino acids. The record is from RefSeq and is a predicted model, not a curated record. Gene Ontology annotation, biological process: muscle tissue development; sarcomere organization. The transcript is spliced from 6 exons. Gene Ontology annotation, cellular component: cytoplasm; nucleus; Z disc. Gene Ontology annotation, molecular function: structural constituent of muscle; actinin binding.